AUGGCAUCGGAAACAGUGGAUCCCGCGCAAGCUUUCAUGGCGAAGAUAUCUGAUCGGUAUAAGUCGUUGCAUGACAUAACUGCUCGCGGAACAUCCAAUGUGCAACAGUUUUACAGCGGAGCUACCGUAUUCCUGACUGGAGGAUCAGGACAUAUAGGAAAGCAGCUGAUUGAAAAACUUUUAAGAGCAACGAAUGUUUCUAAAGUGUAUAUCUUACUGAGAUGCAAAAAGGGAAAAUCUAUACAACAGAGAUUAGCGGACAUAUUAAAAGAUUCAUUGUAUGACACGCUUCGAGAACAGCAGCCGGAAUUUGUUGACAAAAUAGUGGCUAUGGAAGGAGACGUGUCCGAACUAAAGCUUGGCUUGAAUGACAAAGACUGGAACACUAUUGCUGAUGAGGUGGACAUAAUAUUCCAUUUGGCUGCCACAACUAGAUUUGACGAAACCCUCAAGAGAGCUACCUUCAUCAAUGUUCGGGGUACGAGGGAGAUGCUUGACAUCAGCAAGGCUUGUAAAAAGUUAAGGUCAUUCGUUUACGUAUCUACAGCUUACACAUUUGCUAGUGCGGAUCGUAUUAAUGACACAGUUCAGGAAAAGUUCUAUCCUAGUCCAUUAAGUCCAGAAACCAUGAUCGGCAUAGCUGAAACUAUGGAAGAAGAAAGAAUAAACGAUAUAGCAACAAGUAUGAUUAAAAGUUGGCCUAAUACGUACACGUUUACGAAGGCGGUCGCUGAAAGUUUGGUCAAAGAUAUGGGGAAAGAUCUCCCGAUAUGUGUGGUUAGGCCGGCAAUUGUAGUUGCCACUAUGAGAGAACCAACGCCAGGUUGGUUAGACAUGUCCUGUAUAUAUGGCGCCAGUGGAUUCUUAUUCGCAUUGGGAUUAGGUGUAAUGCACGUUUCAUACGUCAGACUAAAUAAUCAGUUAGAUAUCGUGCCCGUGGACUAUGUAAACAACGCUAUAAUUGUUGCUGCGUGGGAGACUGCUAGGACUAAAAGACCAGCGCCACAUGGAGAUGACAUAAAGAUUUACACAAUCGUUUCAUCUUCUAGAAAUCUAGCAACUUGGAACACAUUGGAGCAUUUUCUGGUCAAUGAAGCCCGAAAGUAUGUAACGCCAAAGGCAGUAGGAUAUGGGUUUGUUUGGUGUACGAACAAUCGUCUACUGUUUUGGCUCUACACCUGGCUCCUGCAACUAAUUCCCGCUUAUAUUAUCGACGUAAUUGCUGUUAUUUUUGGAUACAAUAUGAGGUUUGCUAAAUUAGCUCGAAAAUUGCAAAGAAUGAAUUAUGUUCUGGCUUACUUCGUAACAAACGGAUGGCAAUUUGAGGACCAAAAUACGGUUACUCUUCUUGAAAGUCUUCCGGAAGAUGACAGAGAGAUCUUUAACUUCGAUGUGACGAACAUAAAUUGGACUGAAUACAUAAUAAUAUGGUGUCUUGGCCUGAGGAAGUACUUUGUGAAGGAUGGACUAACCGGCACUUUAUAUGCACGCAAAAAGAAUAUGAUUUUAAAAAUUGCAACAUUUAUUCUACUGCCCUUAUAUUUCUAUGGUUUAUUCAAGCUUGUGUAUAGUGCUGUAGCUUUUGUGGCUCGACCUACCGCUAUGUUGCUGCAGGUCCCACCACGUAGCAACCCUUGGAGGCUGAUAUCUUCCCUAGAGUGGCGCGCGUGGGACACAACGCUAGAGCCUACUCGCGCCCAUAAUAGUGGACGACUGACUCCUUUAAUUAGUCACUCGCAAAAUCUAAAGAUUACCAUAGUGACGAAUAUUCAAGAUAAUAUGAAGCAUGAUUACUCAUGUCCUGUAUUAAAAUAA
Spodoptera litura is the source of this 1815-nucleotide messenger RNA. Its product is annotated as fatty acyl-CoA reductase wat-like. Gene Ontology annotation, biological process: long-chain fatty-acyl-CoA metabolic process. Gene Ontology annotation, cellular component: peroxisome. Lineage: Eukaryota; Metazoa; Arthropoda; Insecta; Lepidoptera; Noctuidae. Gene Ontology annotation, molecular function: alcohol-forming very long-chain fatty acyl-CoA reductase (NADP+) activity. The record is from RefSeq and is a predicted model, not a curated record.